Molecule: messenger RNA, 1202 nt
Organism: Notechis scutatus (mainland tiger snake)
Lineage: Eukaryota; Metazoa; Chordata; Lepidosauria; Squamata; Elapidae
Source: RefSeq, a predicted model, not a curated record
GAGGCAGAUAAAGCGCAGGGGAGGGCUACUACUCUCUCCCGGGGCGGGAAGCAGCUCCAAGGUCGGGGCUUGAGGCCUAUUCACCAAAGGAGCAUGUAAAUUCAAGGUGCUUCCUUAAUCCCCAACUGAACAAGCAGGAUGCCAGAACAAAGUAAUGAUUACCGAGUGGUUGUGUUCGGAGCUGCUGGUGUUGGUAAGAGUUCUUUAGUACUCCGUUUCAUACAGGGGACCUUCCGGGAGACAUACAUCCCCACUGUUGAAGAUACGUAUCGCCAGGUGAUCAGCUGUGACAAAAACAUCUGCACCCUUCAGAUCACCGACACCACCGGAAGCCACCAGUUCCCUGCCAUGCAGAGGCUCUCCAUCUCAAAAGGCCAUGCAUUCAUGUUAGUAUACUCUGUGACCAGCAGGCAAUCCAUAGAAGAGCUCCAACCAAUCUAUGAGGAGAUCUGUCAGAUUAAAGGAGAGGUUCAGAAAGUCCCAAUUAUACUGGUAGGAAACAAGAGCGAUGGCCCUCAAAGAGAAGUGGGCACCAGUGAAGGGGAAGUCCUCGCCACAAAAUGGAAGUGCUCCUUCAUGGAGACCUCGGCCAAAAUGAACUACAACGUGCAGGAGCUUUUUGAAGAGCUCCUUAAUUUGGAAAAGAGAAGAAAUGUAAGCCUGCAGGUGGGUGGCAAGAAAUCAAAGCAGCAGCGAAAGAAGGAUAAGCUAAGAAGCAAAUGUUCUGUGAUGUGACACCUACUGCGUGGCUAAAAUAAGAGCAUAGUCUUGAUCUUGCAGGACAUCUAUUCAGAGAAAAUUCUGAUGAUUGAGAUUUUCAGAGGUGAAAUAAGAUGUUAGUGUUAAAUGUGGAUUGGAUUGUUUGAAUAUUUACUUAAGGGCAGUUGGAUUUUGCAUGUUCCAUUUUGCACAAGCAUCAACUAUGCUCACCUCAACCAGUUGAUACUGUUCUGUGGUCAAGUGCAUGAUAAAAAUGGAAUAAAUAAUUUUAAGCCUGCAAUGUGCUAAUGCAUUUUUAUAUUUUCUUCAAUGUGCAACAUAUUUUCUCUUUUACAAAUACUAAGGUGAAUUAGCAAAUCACAACAGGAUUCUACUGAGUAAACCAGUACAAUUAGACAGUACUGCAGCCAAUGCUUGCAUAUACUUGGAGCAAAAAUAAAUGCUUACAGAUAGAACUUAACUAGUUCUCUGACUGCUGUAGA